ACCGUCCUGAGGGGAAGGAGGAUGAGGAAGUGGCAGCAGGACUGGACUUGGAGAUGUAGUUAGCUGCCUCCACUAACGCACCAGCCGGGACGCCACUAGCGAGGCGAGCUACACACUCACUCAUAGUUGACAAUGCGAUGGGUAACUGCUGGGCAUACUGUGUCGGGCUCUUCAGGAGAGAAGCCAACAGAAUCCAGAGAGGAGGCGGGUCAAAGUACUUCCGAAGCAGCACCACAGGGGAACAUUAUACAAUAGAGUUUGAAAAUCUGGUCGAGAGUGAUGAGGCUGAGAGUCCGCAGCCCUGCCCGAGGCCCAUCAGUGAAGAUGAGAUCAAGCACCUCAAAAAGCACCGCUACAACGCGCUCUCGGAUCAUCAGAUCCUGAUAGACCAGAAGCUCCAAGUGGAGUUAGAGGCACAAGAGGAGAAGUUGAGGCUAGAAGAGGAGGCUAGAAAUGCCACCCAGCGCGAGGCCGCCAGGUUGGCGCGUGAACGCAAAAUGAAGGAGCUGCCUGCCCAGAGGACACGUGGGAAAGCAGAUGGCUCCGGCGGUGAGACUCAGCAAAGAAAACAAAACACCGGGGAGGAUUUUGACGUCUACCUCCAGAAUGUGAGAGCCCAGUCGGAUGUUUUCAGGGGCAACAGACUGCCGUCCGACACCAACGUGGUGACUCCCAACACCGAGUGCAGCUGGGACUUCACCACCAAGACCCGCUCCACCAAUGACGACGGGACCUCGCUGGAUCUGGAGUGGGAAGACGAGGAAGGAAUCAAUCGCGGACUCCCGGCCUGGGAGAGGUCCCGGACGGAGGAGGACAUACUGCGCGCGGCCCUGAGGCCCGGCAGCAAGCCGGUGAACAGCGGCCCGGCCUCGGCCUCGGAGGACUCCAACGCGCUGGAGUGGGAGAAUGAUUUCGUGGGCAGCCACCCAGAGAACAAUGCAGACACUGAGUUUGAAGGGUUCAUCAACCCAGUCCUAGACACUCCCUCCGAGGACGCCCCGGACUGUGGCCUCAGGUCGGACAACCAGGACAGAUAGUGUCCAGAACCAAAGGAGACAUUCCCGUUGUGUCCCCUUCACAUCAAAGCUCACCAGCUUAUUUUUCUUUUUGCCUCAUGGAAAGGACAUGUAGCUAGUUGUUCUUCAUAAUCCGUAAUAUCAGACUGAUGCUGCGAGAAAAGGUUGCGUAUCUCCACACUUCAGUACAGUGUGGCGUUUUUAUCAAAUACACAUUUUUUCCAGUGCCUUCAUUUGCCAUAAUAGCCGACCAUUUAUGCAUUGUGACUCAAGGAGAUCCGUUAAACACCGUUUGACACGUCAUCAAGCAGCACCAAACUGCAGCAGAGGUCCUCCCUUAGCCUCGAGUCUCACGCCUCCGUUUCAGCUCCGCCCUUCAGCUUUAUUCGGUUGUUGCAUGAGACACAGAAUUCCAUAUAAAAGGAAUAAAUAUUAGACCAAAUAAUUUUGACAAAUCAGUGGGGGCUGGAUCAUUUCUUCAGUCGCUGAUGGCUUAUCAUCAUCAUCAUCAUCAUCAUCAUCGUCAUGGAUUGAUUGAUCUUCAGUCCUACUUUGUGUCUCAUGUCUCUCUGUUUGGUUUAUUCUCUGCUCUACGGCUGAUAGCCCAGCAUGUCGUCAAGCAGCAGCGUUCCGUCGGUGCACGUUUCUCUGAGCAGAAAGCCCCGCUCCAUCAUGCUACCGGCGUGGGACCUUCAGAAAGAACAACCGCGCAACUGCAAUGUGCAUUUUCUGAUAUUUGUGUCAAUCAACAUCAGUGCACACUCAGAGACUUUCAUUUACAUUCAAAAUGGCUGAAAAAAGUGCCGAGCUCUUGGAUACAUAAUUAAGCGCGCACACACACACACACACACACACACACACACACUCUCUAUCAGUCCAUCGUAGGACAUCUGGGUUUAAGACGGACAUUUUUCUGUCUUUCUUUUUUUUCCCACUUCAAUUUUAUUAGAAGAUCUUAGUUUUUUUUUUACUUCAAAAACAACAGCACAGAACAGCGACAUCAUUGCCAGUUACCAUGACAUCCACCACACCACAAACGUAUAUAGUGGAUUAAUUAAGGACAGCAGGUCUUUAUGCACCUCUACAUUGUUUGCAUAGAAUUAUUGAUUGUUCAAUCAAAUAUCUGCUUUACACUGGCCUUUUUUAUAGGCUCCCUAGACGGCCAGCUGCUGCUCUCAUUAACUGGUUAAUGAUGAUGUUGAUCAUACUUCUGGUUAUAUUUGAUGUCCAGUGUUCCCACAGCAGCCUGCAAAAUAUGGAAUGAAAUAGAAAAGGAAAAUACAACAUAGGUGGAACAUAACCGGAGACAAUCUUUCUUAACAAAAAUCCCUUUGUGAACCAUGACUGAUUUCUGAUUGGUUGCCGGCAUUUUAAUUUCUGCACUUAUUCUGAGACAAAUAAUUUUAAGUGUAAUGAGUUUUUCUUUAACCUGGCGUGAAAUCCAAAGCAUAGUUAUUAUAAUGUUUUGUCAAAGUUGUGUGAGUCUGGAUGAAAAAAAGAUGAGUUAUCAAACAUACAAUCAUGAUUCUGGUGUAAACGUUGUUUUAUCCCUGAAAUCGAUCCAAUGCUGCUCUCUCUAUAUGUGUGUGUAUAUAUAUAUAUAUAAUAUAUAAUAUCCUUUUUUGACCCAUCUUAUAGUGCGUCGUCUGAACCCAAAGUAGUUUGCACUGAAAUGAGCCACACGUGUGAAAAGGAAACUGAUCUGAGAACUGUGUUCUGCUGCUGAAGUGUCCAGCCCCCCCCCCCCACUCCUCCCCUCGCAAAACAGAGUUUUGCUUUGAGCACAUUAUGCACAUAUUAUGCUUUGCUGUGAUCACGUGAGCUCUGAUUUGAUCACUGUCACUUUCUGUCAACAAAACAAAAACUAAUCUAACAUUCCUUGCCACAUUGAGCCUGAGCAAAAAAAAAAUCUAAUCUGGAAACAUGUCUGAGGGCCAACAAAGAGAACCACUCAUUUAAAGGGUUGGUUCUCUACUCGCAGCUCGGGACGUUCUCAAGAAGGUUAUAUUGCACUGCAUCUCUUUGAUUGUGUUGAAGUUGGCAUGUGGUCAGCUCAUCCACCAAAGCCUCUUUAUGCUGUACAGCUAAUCACUUUUAAAAAAAUUAAAGUUGGUACUCGUAACUUA
Molecule: messenger RNA, 3142 nt
Organism: Cyclopterus lumpus (lumpfish)
Lineage: Eukaryota; Metazoa; Chordata; Actinopteri; Perciformes; Cyclopteridae
Gene: ap1ar
Product: adaptor related protein complex 1 associated regulatory protein
Exons: 10
Coding region: 138-1037 (299 amino acids)
Biological process (GO): regulation of Arp2/3 complex-mediated actin nucleation; negative regulation of substrate adhesion-dependent cell spreading; negative regulation of cell motility
Molecular function (GO): AP-1 adaptor complex binding
Source: RefSeq, a predicted model, not a curated record